AUUGUUGGUAUUGAAAAUAAACCAAAAGGAAAGCUUUGCUUUAACUUUCCCCCAACAGGAAGGAAUUAUGUAGUAGAAGCCAAGACACAGGCCCAGACUGGGGCCACGGGCAAGAUUGUGGCCGUCAUUGGUGCUGUGGUCGAUGUACAGUUUGAUGAGGGCCUACCGCCUAUUCUCAAUGCCUUGGAGGUACAGGGACGCCCCACUAGGCUGGUGCUGGAGGUAGCACAGCAUCUAGGUGAAAACACGUGUCGUACCAUCGCCAUGGAUGGCACAGAGGGUCUGGUCCGAGGUGACAAGUGCUUGGACAUUGGCUCUCCAAUCAGGAUCCCCAUUGGUCCCGAGACGCUAGGCCGCAUCAUGAAUGUCAUCGGGGAACCCAUCGACGAGAGAGGCCCCAUCGUUACAGCCAGCAAAGCAGGUAUUCACCAGGAGGCUCCGGAGUUUGUGGAGAUGAACUUGACCCAGGAAAUCCUGGUGACUGGUAUCAAGGUGGUGGACCUUCUAGCCCCCUACGCUAAGGGAGGCAAGAUCGGUCUGUUCGGCGGUGCCGGCGUGGGCAAGACCGUACUGAUCAUAGAACUUAUCAACAACGUGGCCAAGGCUCACGGUGGUUACUCUGUCUUCGCCGGUGUCGGGGAGCGCACCCGCGAGGGCAACGAUCUCUACCAUGAGAUGAUAGAGGGCGGUAUCAUCAGCCUCACGGACGACACCUCCAAGGUGGCGCUAGUGUACGGUCAGAUGAAUGAGCCGCCAGGCGCCCGUGCCCGCGUCGCCCUGACUGGACUGACCGUGGCCGAGUACUUCCGUGACCAGGAGGGACAAGACGUGCUGCUCUUCAUCGACAACAUCUUCCGAUUCACCCAGGCUGGCUCUGAGGUGUCUGCCUUGCUGGGUCGCAUCCCGUCCGCUGUGGGUUACCAGCCAACCCUGGCCACGGACAUGGGUACCAUGCAGGAAAGGAUCACCACCACCAAGAAGGGAUCCAUCACUUCGGUGCAGGCAAUCUAUGUGCCCGCUGACGACUUGACCGAUCCCGCUCCUGCCACCGCUUUUGCUCACUUGGACGCCACCACCGUGCUGUCCCGAGGCAUUGCUGAGCUGGGUAUCUACCCCGCCGUGGAUCCGCUGGACUCCACCUCCCGUAUGAUGGACCCCAACGUGGUCGGCGAAGAGCAUUACUCCGUCGCCAGAGGCGUGCAGAAGAUCCUUCAGGACUACCGUUCGCUUCAGGACAUCAUCGCCAUUCUGGGUAUGGACGAGUUGACCGAAGACGACAAGCUGACCGUGUCGCGGGCCCGUAAGAUCACUCGUUUCCUGUCCCAGCCCUUCUCGGUGGCCGAGGUCUUCACCGGUUCCCCAGGCAAGCUGGUACCCAUCGCCGACACCAUCUUGGGAUUCAAGCAGAUCCUGAACGGAGAUUAUGAUCAUCUUCCCGAGAUUGCCUUCUAUAUGGUGGGCGACAUCAGCGAGGUUAUAGCAAAGGCGGAGAAACUGGCCGAGGAUCAAUAGUAGAGGGCGCACUUCAGCACGCGCUGCCCGUCGGUAUUGUACUGCAGUGCUUCAGCCUGUAGAUUUAUUAACAGAUUUGAAUAAGAUAUGAGGUCACGUGAUCUUGGAAGAAGUCUCGGGCCAGGUUUUUUUGUUUAUCUAUUUAAGAGUUUUUCUUUGAUUUGAUGCAAAAUUUGAAGUUUUGUUUGUAUACAGCAUCAUGAAGAUUGAACGACAAUGUUGAAGUGGUUGAGGAUUUUAAAAAUUAUUUGCUUUGAUACUAGUUAGUAGGCCUUAAAAGAGUUUGACAGACCUGAACAUAGUAAUGGUUUAUCAACAAGAUGCAAAGGUUAAAAUAUCUGUUUACAGUAAUUGAGGUAAUAGAAUUAGGCUGCCCACAUCAGCAACAAAUUUGUGAUCAGAAAACAUUCAAGAUUCAUUCAGUUCUAAAAAGCAUAGAAAUGUCCAUUGUUUCAAACUGCAAUGACUCCAAAUAUUUUGAAGACUUUCUUUCAAACUUUGCUCACCGUAAGUUUAAGUUAAAUAACGU
Messenger RNA from Patiria miniata (bat star), 2041 nucleotides. Its product is annotated as ATP synthase subunit beta, mitochondrial-like. Gene Ontology annotation, molecular function: proton-transporting ATP synthase activity, rotational mechanism; ATP hydrolysis activity; ATP binding. The annotation marks the transcript as partial. NCBI's taxonomy places the organism in Eukaryota, Metazoa, Echinodermata, Asteroidea, Valvatida, Asterinidae. The record is from RefSeq and is a predicted model, not a curated record. Gene Ontology annotation, biological process: proton transmembrane transport; proton motive force-driven mitochondrial ATP synthesis. The transcript is spliced from 9 exons.